Pelagomonas calceolata is the source of this 2676-nucleotide messenger RNA. The record is from the annotation of a GenBank genome assembly. NCBI's taxonomy places the organism in Eukaryota, Pelagophyceae, Pelagomonadales, Pelagomonadaceae.
AAGAGCCGGCAGCCCAUCGCGUUGCGCCUUUAUACGCGCCCUGAGAGCGGGACGGCGACUCCGGGGGCAGCCAUCGGACGCCAUCGGUGCGCCAGGGCAGCCCACCGAUGCGCCGCCCACCAGCAAUACGAUGGCUGCUCUACACAGCGCUACUCUCCGGACACGAGGCACACGAGGGCGCCCACUGCUCGGGCCACGGCGUGACGAGCAAGGAGAACAACUUCGAGUGCACGUGCUUCAGCGGGUGGAAGGGCCCGAAUUGUGGGGUCAAGGCGUGUCCGCGCGGUAGAGCGUGGGCCGACUACGCGUCUGAUACGGAUGAAGCCCACGCCUACGACGUGGAAUGUAGUGGGGUAGGCUACUGCAACGAGGACGGGCAGUGUGAAUGUCGGGAAGGGGUCUUCGAGGGGCCCGCGUGUGAGAAACUCGCUUGCCCUACGUCGCUGGACGGCACGAUCUGCUCAGGACACGGGCAGUGCGUCACCUCCGGAUGGGCCGCAUCCCAUUGGGACGGCCGGAAUUUACUGAGGCCCCACGUCGAGUAUCCCCAUUGGGAUGCGGAAAAAAUUAGUGGGUGUCUAUGUGAUCGCGGGUUUUCUGGAUUCAACUGCUCGAGGGUGGACUGUCCUCGGGGCGAUGUGCCCGAGACGCGGGGCCAGAAGAACGAAAUUGUGAGGUUGGAAUGUGGGGCAUCAAAAGGUACCUUCACGCUCACGUACAAAGGUAGUAUAACGGAGCCGAUACCGUAUGAUGCACCUUACGGUCUCGUAAAAGCUAGAUUGCAAGCUUUACCCGAUAUCGGCGAGGUCGACGUGCGCUUCCUACGAGGCCAGGAAAGUGUGUGUUCCGCACAGAAAACAGAAACGGAAAUUGAGUUUCUUACCGAUUUCGGCUCUUUACCGGCCCUGAAAGUCCAGUCCUUAUCUUUGGAAGGAUCUGUGUUCUUAAUUACAAGGCAGCGGUUGCGGUGCCCCCGCGGUUCGUGUCAUCAAGCGAGGGGAAGGGGCCCGUCGAAUUGUACGGGCGGCUUCUACCUGGGCUAUGACGGCCAGUUCACGUCGAAAAUCGCCUGGAACGCGACGAAAGAAUAUGUGGAGAAAGCUCUGAGUGCAUUAUCGACGUUCAACGAGGAUUCGGACUACGGUCCCUUGCACGUGAAUGUUACGGGCAGUAAUACAGUAUGCAACUACGACGAGAAGUACUACAUGAACUCUACCGAGGAGUAUGAUUAUUUAAAUGCCCAGAACGUGACGAUCGAUAUAAGAGGGAAGUACGGCAACGUCUACAACUUGACAUUACUUAACAGUUUAUGGAGGGUCGAUUCCUAUACAAAUCCGGGAUAUGCGUACAAGGAGAAGGUGAACUUGACGCUGGAAGCCUCGAAAGGCACGAAGGAGAACGCCUACUGCAGCGAGCGCGGCUGGUGCGACUUCGCGACCGGGACGUGCAUGUGCAACAAGCUCGACACUGGUAGUCUACAGUACGACUAUAAGUCGUCGAACGGGUACGGUGAACCUGGUAAUAGAGGUGAUUGUGGGUAUCCGGCCAUCGAAGCUAGAGGCUGCCCGGCCGGCCGCAUCGGCGACAAGUGGGUCCAGUGCGGCGGGAAGGACCGGGGCCACUGCGACAACGCGACCCUCAUAUGUCAGUGCAACGCGGAUCAUUAUGGGGCGGACUGCAUGUUGCAGACGUGUCCGUACGGGCCGUCGUGGUGGGGCGAAGCGCGGGGCUCGGGCGAGGGCCACGACCUGGCGGAGUGCUCGAACAUGGGCGAAUGUGAAAGAAACUCUGGAUUAUGUGAUUGUAGAGAAGGCUUCGGCGGCAAGGCCUGCGAGAAGUUACUCUGUCCCGUAGAUGGGGACGCGCAGUACUGCUCCGGCCACGGCUUGUGCCUGCCGAUGUGGCGCGCGGCCGAAGAAACGACUUUGUCUGGAGAGCCGCGGGGGCUGACCUACGGUGCCGCGACCCAACAAUCGCCGGCGACCUGGGACUCGCGGAGGAUUUAUACGUGCCACUGCGACUCGCGGGACGGCUUCCAACCGGCGGAUGGUCCUGUAAUGUGGGUCAGUGGCGUACAUACCGCAAAUGAUGACUUCGUCGGCGGCUGGACGGGCUACGACUGUUCGCUCCGGAGGUGCCCCUUCGGCGACGACCCCCGUACUGAUGAUGAUGUGAGCGAAAUCCAGACCGUGCGGUGCUCGCUUCCCGGGAAAGAUACCUUCACCGUGUCCUUUCGCGGGGAUACCUCUCGACCCAUCUCGGCGAACGCUACUGAUGCGCAAAUAAAAUGGGCUCUGGAAAAUAUGACAACUUUACAGGAAGUCCACGUCUCCAUAAACCCCGGCGAACGGGCGUGCCAGACGCGCUGGGACGGCAACGACUGGCGCCACGGUAGUUCAGGCUUCAACGUUACAUUUAUUAGUCAAGUGGGCGAUGUUCCCUUGCUGACGACGUCGCCGCCGUCGAACGUCACGGAGACCGUCAAGGGCACGAAGGAAAAUCUCGAGUGCGGGCGCCAGGGCUACUGCGACCACGAGUCGGGCUUAUGUCGGUGCCUCAAGGGCUUCGUGGGCAGCGACGGCGACGGGAACCCCGGGCGGCGGCGGGACUGCGGCCGGAUUGAUCCCCAGGGGUUCACGCUGAAUUUGUGGGACGAGUAACAUUUCCUGCUUAUCA